Molecule: messenger RNA, 4579 nt
Organism: Balaenoptera musculus (blue whale)
Lineage: Eukaryota; Metazoa; Chordata; Mammalia; Artiodactyla; Balaenopteridae
Gene: DIPK2A
Product: divergent protein kinase domain 2A
Exons: 3
Coding region: 718-2010 (430 amino acids)
Biological process (GO): regulation of phosphatidylinositol 3-kinase/protein kinase B signal transduction; cardiac muscle cell proliferation
Cellular component (GO): COPI vesicle coat
Source: RefSeq, a predicted model, not a curated record
CCCCGCCCCCCCCCGAAAGCCGCCCCUGGGAGGCCGCGCUUACGCUUUCCGGGCGGUGCGCGACGCGCUCGCUCCGCCCUGCCAGCGCCCCCCUCCGGCCCCCCUCUCCCUCCCUCAGGAGAGCCAGCGCGCACGAACUGGGGCAUGCGGCGUCAGGGACGCGGGGGCACCUCAUCCUUCCCACCUUCCUACACUGUUGCUACUUUUCGAUGUGAGACAUUCCAGCUUCUCAUCCCCUUCCGUGAGUCCCUCCUUUCCUCUUAUUAGAGACCCCAUUCGCUCGACGGGCGGCCACCGGCGCAACAGCUUUCGCGCCCCAAACAAGAAGAGCGCGUGCGCGCACACGGGCGGCCGCGGGCGCGCGGCCGUCGGGUCCCCGCGCUCCCUCCCCCUCCCGCUGCUGUAUAACUUGACUGGCUUGGAGGAGGCGCCGCCGGAGUCGGAGGGCGGGGAGCUCGGAGGAGGGAGCUCGAGAGUUGUGGAGACUAGUGACUGGGAGAAGUCGCAGCCUGCUCCGGUCGGCUCCUUCCCGCUCCCCGUCUCUCUCUCUCUCUCUCUCUCUCUUAACACACCUACUCCACCUUCAGCCCCAGCCUGCGCCCUCGCUCCUUUUCUCGCCCGGGGGCCCCUGCCAGUCACUCUCCGGGUUUCGGCGCGGCGGGGGCGCCCCGGGGGUGCCCUCGCCCUCCGGGUGCGGGCGGACGGGCGGCGGGCGGGAUGUGGCGCCUGGUGCCCCCAAAGCUGGGCCGCCUGUCCCGCUCGCUGAAGCUGGCGGCGCUGGGCAGCCUGUUGGUGCUGAUGGUGCUGCACUCGCCGUCGCUGCUCGCCUCUUGGCAGCGCAACGAGCUGGCCGACCGGCGCUUCCUGCAGCUCAAUAAGUGCCCGGCGUGCUUCGGCACGAGCUGGUGCCGCCGCUUCCUCAACGGGCAGGUGGUGUUCGAGGCGUGGGGCCGCCUGCGCCUGCUGGACUUCCUCAACGUGAAGAACGUCUACUUCGCGCAGUACGGCGAGCCCCGUGAGGGCGGCCGCCGCCGAGUGGUCCUCAAGCGCCUCGGCUCGCAGCGCGAGCUGGCGCAGCUCGACCAGAGCAUCUGCAAGCGGGCCACCGGCCGGCCCCGCUGCGACCUGCUCCAGGCCAUGCCCCGCACCGAGUUCGCGCGCCUCAACGGCGACGUGCGGCUGCUCACGCCGGAGGCGGUGGAGGGCUGGUCCGACCUGGUGCACUGCCCCUCGCAGCGUCUGCUCGACCGCCUGGUGCGCCGCUACGCCGAGACCAAGGACUCGGGCAGCUUCCUGCUCCGCAACCUCAAGGACUCGGAGCGCAUGCAGCUGCUGCUGACCCUGGCCUUCAACCCCGAGCCUCUGGUGCUACAGAGUUUUCCAUCUGAUGAAGGUUGGCCAUUUGCAAAAUAUCUUGGAGCUUGUGGAAGAAUGGUGGCUGUAAAUUAUGUUGGAGAAGAACUGUGGAGUUACUUUAAUGCACCAUGGGAGAAACGAGUUGACCUCGCUUGGCAAUUAAUGGAAAUAGCAGAGCAGCUGACAAACAAUGACUUUGAAUUUGCACUCUACCUCCUGGACGUCAGCUUUGACAAUUUUGCAGUUGGUCCUAGAGAUGGAAAGGUGAUCAUUGUGGAUGCUGAAAAUGUUUUGGUUGCUGACAAAAGGUUAAUUAGACAAAAUAAACCUGAAAAUUGGGAUGUAUGGUAUGAAAGCAAAUUUGAUGACUGUGAUAAGGAAGCUUGCUUAUCAUUUUCAAAAGAAAUUCUUUGUGCUCGUGCCACUGUGGACCACAAUUAUUAUGCUGUUUGUCAGAACCUCUUAUCCAGACAUGCCACCUGGCGUGGCACCUCUGGAGGACUGCUUCAUGAUCCACCAAGUGAAAUUGCCAAAGAUGGCCGACUAGAGGCCUUGCUGGAUGAGUGCGCCAACCCAAAGAAGCGCUAUGGCAGAUUCCAGGCUGCAAAAGAACUGCGUGAAUAUCUAGCACAAUUAAGUAACAAUGUGAGGUAGUCUAUGGUGAACUUUUCUUUGCUUUUCUUCAUUUAAAUAGCACUGGCUAAAAUGAAACCACCAAAACUUAUCUGGAAAAAUGAAAUUUGGAGGUAAUACAUUCAGAGGAUGAUAAACUUGCACUGAUAGAUCUCAAUGUUAACAUCCAUCAAAGUAAGACAUAAUUUCAAAAAAUCACAUGAUGCUUCUGCAAAUAAGUUUGUUCUUACACUUUGGAGGCUUGAGCUAUAUCGUUAACUGCUUUACCCCCUGAAUGCCUGACUGGAUUAAUGAGUAUGGUUAAGCUAUUGGAAAUGAGUCUGAUAGUUAUGUUGGCUUGUGUAUCAAAGGGUACUUGGUACUUGACUUAGUUUGCAUUAUGAUCAUGAUUUUGUGAAUCUCUUGUAUUUACUUUGAAUGUCAAGUUAGAUUGGCCUGUUUUAUAGGCUACUUUUUCCUUCUGAUGUGUAGGUUUGUUUUUUUUCUUCCCAUUUUUAUGUUUUUAAUUAAAUUUACACAUUCAGGUUACUAUAGGUAUUCAUUUACAUCUGGGCUAGUUUUCAUUCAGUGCUGUGUGGUACACAUUUACCGUUAGGGCAGGAUUCCCAGGUUUACUGUUUUUUCAGAAAGCUGAAUAUUUUAUUAUGUAAAUACAUUUCUUCCCACUUUCUGUGGUUUCACCAUUGCAUGAGAUCAUUUAAGGUUGUUUAACAGUUACAUCCCUCUAUGCCAAUAAAUUAUAAGUGUACACUAAACAUGAACUUUGGCAUAUGUUGCAAAAUGUCAUUUUUGUCCCUUAAAAGGCUUUAAGAGUAUACUAGCAACCUAUACCUUGAUGUUAAUUUGAUUGAGGGAAAAAAAAAACCCCCAGUAUUUUUUAAAUGAUAACUAUUCCAGGAUAGUAAUGCAUAUGCCAAAGAAAUAUUAGACCUAGUCCUAUGGUUAGAUUUUUAAAUUGGUCACCUACCUAUUUUUACUAUCCUACUCCCAGUACUUCAACUCUGUCAUUAUUAAAUUCAUAUCUUCCUGAUUAUUCUUUUACAUUGAAAAGUCAAGCUACUGCUUCCAAACAUAUGUAACUUAAAGAUGUCGUACCUUUUAUUCAUUGGUAGUUUUGCAAAAGUCAACGUGGUAGUCAUUGUUUGAGUUUAAUAUGGCAUCAUAACUUUUUAUUUAUUGAUGGACUAAUAAUUCUUACUGUAAAGCAGACAGGUUUAGCCAGUCUGUCCAACUUGAUCUUCAUUACCCAAUUGUUAACCAUAAAAAACAUCAAAUUUAAGUAUAUGGAUAAAAGUUAAACGUGUAAGAUUUCUGUGGGCUGUUUAUUUUAAAGUUACAAUAUAUUUAUAAAUUGGCUAUCUAUCGCUAACGUAGGUGAUAUUUUUCUGUUUGAAAUUACAACUUUUGUUUACCGCAAAGUUUGGUGUAGUGUGCAGUAUUUAGUUCUAGACUGACCUUAUUCUAAUCAGAAAGUGAUUAAAAUAUGCACAACCAAAGCCAAAUUUUUCUUUUCUUUUUCAUUCAUUCAGCAACUAUUUAUUGAGCAUCAACUCUGUGCCAGGUACAUUACUAGCUGCUACACACUGUCUGAACAUGACAUAUGGUUAAGUAACUUUAAAAUGAUUAUCAAAGACUUUAAUGUGGGUAUUUCUUAAGUUGAAAGAGCAUUCAUUAAAUUGGGAUGAUGCUUUCACGUUAUUUUACUGUUGUGAUGGAAGUUCUACUUGUACCAUCUACAACUGGGUUGCUACAAAAAGAGCAGGAGGAAAUCAAUAAAGUUAAUCCCAGUUUAAAAACUAGAAGAAGGGUAAGGUCUCUUCGUUAUAAAGUUAAGUUUUAUACGUCAGUACAUUACAUAUAUCAACUAGCCCUCAAAGAAAUAUUUAAGUGCUGGAAAUUUUACUAAGCUGACUUUUUACAACUUUGGAAAACUUUUGAGGGGAGUAGGUAAAAUUACUUGUCAAACAUUCGCCUCUUAUUCAAAACUUCAAAUAAAAUACACAUUUUCAAAAUGGAGCAGCUUUUAUAUUUGAUAAGUAUUCAUUACAAACCUUAGAAUGCCAGUCAUUAGAGGAGUUGUCUCUCUGUGGUUUAGCAGACACUUAUCUUACUUUUUGGAAGAGUGAUUGUGAUUGCAGAACAGGAAGUGAGAAAACACUGCCAGCAGUGAUUGCAACUUGAGGUAGCUUUUUAUAACUACCAUUUCCCCCAUGAGAUUAUGUGUAAUUUCUUUUAUCUUUGGAAAAGUUGAGGAGAAGAUAGUAAAAGAAUUAGGAAUUUAAAAUUACAGGGAAAAAUAUGUAUGUGAAAAGCAAUAAAUAUUUUGUUCACUUUGCUAUCAAGAUGUUCACUAUCAGAUAUUUAUUAUACAGCAGCAAUUUAUAUUUUUAAUCAUUGCCCAUUAAUAGACUCAGUAAAAUAUUUUUGAAUCAGACAUUUGGGGUUUGUAUGUGCAUUAAAAUUGUCUUUUGUACUGUAAGUUACUGCUUAAUUUGAAUAUUUUAUCAGAACUGUCUCCCUGUGCCUUUAUAAUAUAAAGUUGUUUCUACAACUUUUAAUGAUCUUAAUAAAGAAUACUUUAAGAAUCACA